This is a messenger RNA of Racocetra fulgida, 1647 nucleotides long. The record is from the annotation of a GenBank genome assembly. NCBI's taxonomy places the organism in Eukaryota, Fungi, Glomeromycota, Glomeromycetes, Diversisporales, Gigasporaceae.
ACUGGAUUUAUGCUUUGGGAAAAAAAAAUAAAACCUGCCGGACUUGGUCGUACAAAUUCGAGAGGUGACGAAAUUUAUGCACAGAAGGUAGAUGUUGUGUUUACUAUGGACAACAUGGGCGUAGUUGUACUUGUAGGUGGAUAUACUAUUUCUCCCAAGUCUUAUUCCAUCGAAGUAUUAACUUUCGAUGUUCAGACUGGGGUUUUGAAAUCGACAUCUCUUUCCUCACAAAUUGGCAAUAUUAAAGAUACGAUCGUAGUAGGUGGAAGAUCAAACUCUGGAUUCAUUGUUUGGAAAGAGGGUCAAUAUAUACGUGUCAAUCGUUUGGGUAGUGAUUCUAUUGAACAAUCUUCGCUAGAGGCUAGUACUUCAGUUUAUUCUGGUGCCCUUGAUAAAAGCGAACGAUUAAUUGUAUCUAGAAUUAUAAUAGUAUCCAAGGAUCUCGUUAAGGUUGAAAUUUUUGCGCCUGCUCAUCGCUUAGCAUUAGGAAGUCAUGAAAUUUCUUAUUCCAUGGCCGCUUCUGGAGGCAUAACGAAAUCACUACUCGAUGUUACUACAAAAAAAAAUAGUCAAACUACAGCUGUGGCUUAUCGCAUGCUCGUAACUUCUGAUGAUGGUUCUGUUCAUUUUUUUAAAGAAGAUAGCAUUGCUUGGAACAAGGAAGAAUCUCUCUCACACGCCAUAGAAGUAGAGUUUCUCGAUUUACCAGAGAAAAAGUUAUGGACUCAAGAAGUCGACGAGCUCGUGGCUUUAGAUACUAGUAAUAAAGGGCAAAUAGUUUGGUCUCGGUAUUUCGGUGGCAUUGUAUCCGAAUUUCAGAAAAUAUUUGUCGUUAGAUCAUCUACUGUCAAAUAUCCACCCGUUGUCGUUGCGAUAGGGAUACAAAAAAAAACCGACAAAAGCAACAUAACCUGUCUUUUCAGAUUAAACGCACUUACUGGGGAAGAUUUUAUUACGGAUCAUGAAAUAUACACGCCUACAGACAAUAAUAUCUCUUUUAGUAUUCCUACAGUCGCUCGUCGAAUUUUUAAAUUGCCAGUAGAAGAACCUGAUGAAAGAACUCAUAUAAUUGCAUUGCUAGAUGAAGAUUUAAAGGCAAGGUUAAUCUCAUUAAAAGCUUUCCAAAAGUUUGCAGCAUCAUUCUAUUUUGCAUUAUCCGAUGGUAUUGGUAGUAAAAGCUUGAAAGGAUAUAGCGUUGCCAUUGAUAAAGUUUCACAGCCUUUCAAUAUUAAUAGACUUUGGGAACUUAAUUUUCCAGAAGGAAAUAAUAUUGUGGCAAUUGGACAUAGGCCUAGUCAUGAUCAAGUUUUCGGUUUACCUAAAAGAUUUCUUGAUCCACGAAGACCACAACGUGCUCUAACGAAUGAAGACAAGGAAGAAAUGCUGAUACCUUAUGAACCAGCGAUUUCUGAUAAUAAAAAGUUUAUUUUAAGUUAUAACCUACCGAUUUACGGAAUUCGUCAUAUUACAACAUCACCUGCUCUUUUAGAAUCAACCUCACUUGUACUUGCAUAUGGUUUAGAUUUGUGGUUUACGCGAGAAGCACCUUCCAAAACCUUUGAUGUUCUAAGCGAAGACUUUAGCAAGGGAACAUUAUUAGCAACCAUUUUAGGAUUGGUUAUAGGAAUUCUUGUAACAAAACCAUCG